Molecule: messenger RNA, 1894 nt
Organism: Juglans microcarpa x Juglans regia
Lineage: Eukaryota; Viridiplantae; Streptophyta; Magnoliopsida; Fagales; Juglandaceae
Product: probable alpha-amylase 2
Exons: 13
Coding region: 431-1672 (413 amino acids)
Biological process (GO): carbohydrate metabolic process
Molecular function (GO): calcium ion binding; alpha-amylase activity
Source: RefSeq, a predicted model, not a curated record
CAUUAGUAAACCAGAUCGGCGGCAGGAGUUACUGGACUGCAUUGAACGCCUUGUUACUUCCGAGUCAGCGACUCCAGCGUCGCACUCCUACUGACUACUGUUGAAUGUGAACAUUCCCUCCAUCCACCGCGUAAACAAACUGCCGAAGAGACAGAGGUAGAGAUUCCCCAACCCAAUUCAAAAAGGAAAAUAUUUGUAAAGAUAUAGAUCAGAUUGUAAAGAUAUUUGUGGGUUUACUGAUCCUUGUGUCGGUAACAGUUCUCAUUCAUAAAAGCCAAUUCCCUUUUCCUUUCAUUCCAAUAGAGAGAAUUCGGAACCUGCUGCUUUAGUUGCGUAAAAGGCAAAAAGCGAAUCGUUUAUCGAGAGAUCUGUUGGUGCUUUAUAUUGUGGGAUCCGGCAUCAACGUUUGGAAGACUGCCACCUGAUUAUUAUGAGUUACCUGAGCAACGAUUUUGAUGAAAGUAAUGGGCAGAAUGAUCUGGGUGCAGUCAUACGCAAUGGAAGGGAAAUUCUUUUCCAGGCUUUUAACUGGGAGUCUAAUAAACAUGAUUGGUGGAGAAAUUUGGAAAGCAAAGUUCCUGAUAUGGCAAAAUCUGGAUUUACUUCAGCAUGGUUGCCACCAGCAAGUCAUUCCAUCUCACCUGAAGGUUACCUUCCACAGAACCUUUAUUCCCUCAAUUCUUCAUAUGGUUCGGAGCACCUUUUGAAAACUUUACUUCAAAAAAUGAAGCAAUACAAAGUUAGAGCAAUGGCUGACAUUGUAAUCAAUCAUCGCAUUGGUACUACCCAAGGGCAUGGGGGAAUGUAUAACCGCUAUGAUGGAAUUCCUUUAGCAUGGGAUGAACAUGCUGUCACGUCUUGUACUGGUGGAUUGGGUAAUCGAAGCACUGGAGACAAUUUCCCUGGAGUUCCAAAUAUUGAUCAUUGCCAACAAUUUGUUCGAAAAGAUAUUACUGAAUGGCUCCAGUGGCUACGCAAGAGUGUUGGCUUUCAGGAUUUUCGUUUUGAUUUUGCAAGAGGCUAUUCAGCAAAAUAUGUGAAAGAAUAUAUUGAAGGAGCUAAGCCAAUGUUUUCUGUUGGGGAGUACUGGGAUUCUUGCAACUACAAUGAUCAAGGCUUGGACUAUAACCAAGAUAGCCAUAGACAGCGGAUAGUCAACUGGAUCAAUGGCACAGGACAACUUUCAACUGCAUUUGACUUCACAACAAAGGGAAUUCUUCAGGAAGCUGUUAAGGGACAAUUCUGGCGACUUCGUGAUGCUCAAGGGAAACCACCGGGUGUUAUGGGAUUCUGGCCUUCAAGAGCCAUCACAUUCAUAGAUAACCAUGAUACAGGCUCAACCCAGGCUCAUUGGCCCUUUCCUUCAAAUCACAUUAUGGAGGGCUAUGCAUACAUUCUCACGCAUCCAGGGAUACCAACAGUGUUUUAUGACCAUUUUUACGAUUGGGGUGAUUCGACUCGUGACCAAAUCACGAAACUGAUGGACAUUCGAAGGCGUCAGGACAUUCACAGCCGUUCAUCUAUUACAAUUCUGGAGGCACAGCCAAAUCUCUACUCUGCAAUCAUUGGGGAGAAAGUGUGCAUGAAGAUUGGUGAUGGAUCCUGGUGUCCAGCUGGCAGGGAAUGGACACUGGCAGCUAGUGGCCAUAGAUAUGCAGCAUGGCAGAAGUAAGGUUUUUCAGCUAUUUUAUUCCCUAGGCAUGUGCAUGUCUAUUUUUGGGCUGGAGGCCCGAGGCUGAGCUUUGGUUUUUCCCAGCCGGCCACGGUGUACAUAGUGUAUCAAUAAAAGCCCUCCAAUGUCCAAGUUUGAUAUGGGAACCGAACCGUUGAACAGUUUUUCAUUUACCUUCUCAAGUGCUUGCUAAUAUAUACUAAUAUAUAUAGAAUAAUGCUA